AUGAAUUAUUUAACAAAUGAAUCUAUUGAUUAUUUUUUCAAAUUAUUAUGUAUUGAAGAUUCAAAUGUUGAAAAAAAAACAGUAUUUCUUCAUCAGUAUAUUUAUGAAACAUUUGGAAAUUUUCGUUCAACUGUCGAUAUUGAUAUUUUUGAAAAAUAUGUUACUGUUAAAGAUAAUCAACGUAUUAUUUGCACUUAUGAAAUACAACUGGACAGUUUGAUAACAUCAUUAUAUCGUGAUAGUAUGGGAUUUUUACUUUUAUUUGAUAUAACAAAUAAAUCGUAA
This is a messenger RNA of Rotaria sp. Silwood1, 285 nucleotides long. Lineage: Eukaryota; Metazoa; Rotifera; Eurotatoria; Philodinida; Philodinidae. The record is from the annotation of a GenBank genome assembly.